Molecule: messenger RNA, 1642 nt
Organism: Physella acuta
Lineage: Eukaryota; Metazoa; Mollusca; Gastropoda; Physidae
Product: phytanoyl-CoA dioxygenase domain-containing protein 1-like
Source: RefSeq, a predicted model, not a curated record
UGAACUCUGAGAACUGAAAUAUUGGAUUCAUUUCACUUAAAGUUCUUAUCGAGAUCUAGAUCUAGUUAAAUUCUAAACUUAAGCCCUAACUUCUAUCAAAAGUAGAAUCUAGAUCUAAGUCUAUAUAAAUCUAGCAUCAUAACUGAAUACAAUUCGAUUUAAUGGAUUAUUCUAAGCACAUAAACAAACUCUGGGAAGAUGGCUAUGCUGUUAUUGAAAACUUUCUAAGUGAAGAGGAGAUAAAGAAACUGAAAAGUCACAUGCAUGAGAUUGUUUCAGCUGUCAACCCCAGAGAACAUCAAACUGUGUUUUCAACCACAAAUCAGACCAAAAAUGAUUACUUUUUAAACAGUGGAGAUAGGAUUUCAUUUUUCUUUGAGGAGGAAGCUAUUGAUGCUGAAGGCAACCUACAAGUUGAUAAACAGUUAUCAGUGAAUAAAAUUGGUCAUGCCCUGCAUUGCUUGGAUCCAGUAUUUGCAGAAAUCUCUCAGAGUGAGAGAAUGAAGGCCAUCGCAAAAGCAAUUGGGUUUGUAGACCCGGUUAUUUGCCAGAGCAUGUAUAUCUUCAAGCAACCCAAAAUUGGAGGUGUUGUGAUGCCCCACCAAGAUUCUUCCUUCCUCAACACCAACCCCAAAAGACUUGUAGGAGUCUGGAUCCCACUGGAGGAUGCCAUGAAAGACAAUGGCUGUCUGUGGUUCAUUCCUGGUUCUCAUAAAAAUGGUGUUGAUAAGGAAAGAUACAUGAUAAGGACAGUGGAUGAAGGGACUGGUGUGGAGGACAUCACCUUCACACAUCCACGUGUGGAGUAUGAUGACAACUUGUUUAUACCAGCUGAGAUGAAAGCAGGAUCCCUGGCUUUGAUCCAUGGUGAAGUGGUGCACAAAAGUGAAGCAAACAAAUCAGAAAAGUCAAGGCACGCCUACACCUUUCAUAUGUUUGACAACCAUGGUGUGGAGUACAGCAAACAGAACUGGCUCCAGCCUACAGAGAAAGGAACCUUCACUCACCUGUUAGCCUAGCCUGCCUGGUCUGGUCCCAAGCUCAGGUUGUAAUGUACAGGUGUGGGCUAACAUGGCCUCUAGAAAACCUAUAUAAUCUAUUUAGCAAAUAUCAACUGCAUAGAGGACAAAUGCAAUACAUCCAAUUUUUGUGUGAAAUUAAUCUGCAUUGUCAAUAAUACCAGAGCAUUUGAGUAAAAUGUCAGAAAAAUUUAUAUUUAAAUAUUUUUAAAUCAUUAUAAGAUUAUAUUUUUGCACUACUUGAAUAUGAGAAUGAGAUUUAUAAAGCCAUUUUUAUCUAGAUUAUGUUAUUUAAACCUGCAUUUGUCCUCUAUACAGUCAAUAUAAUUUUUAACCAGUGAUUCCCCCCAGUGAAAAAUGUCUGAAAUAAACCUUGAAUAUGAUAAACAGCAAUGAUAUCACAAUAAGAACACUAUGCAGAAAUUAUCAAUCAGAAAAAAAAAAAUUAAUUUAGUGGUUGUUGCUUUUUACAUACAAAUAGAAAAAGUGCUCAAAAUAUAAAAAAAAAUUACUUAAUUUUAAAAGGAAACAUGCUAUAGUGGUGUUUUUUUUCACUGCCUCGUACUAUUUGUCAUAAAUAUGUGGUAAUAUAUAUAUUUUUUUAAAUAUACAAGCUCAAUAUA